Knipowitschia caucasica is the source of this 2373-nucleotide messenger RNA. The record is from the annotation of a GenBank genome assembly. Lineage: Eukaryota; Metazoa; Chordata; Actinopteri; Gobiiformes; Gobiidae.
AUGGCCCCGUCCUUAGGCAGUACUGAAGACGGGCUGGCCCUGGUGAGGAGACUGCUCAGAGACGUGCUGGUGGGACGGGAGGAUCCAGAGGGAUUCUUUGCGUUGUGUGUGUCAGCGCUGGGGCACCACGACACCCGCUCACACUUCCACGCCGUGAUUCGGCCUUUAUCCACGGCUAACCGGGCGCUCCACUCGACACUGACCGCCGUCUAUGAGGAAUAUUUCAGCAAGACUGAAGAUGACGAGCUGCAACUUGCUCUGGCACUUUCACUAUUGGAACCAACCAAAGACCAACAACUUGAGGAGGUAUCUGUCACGACCACCAAGGACAAUAAUGAACAUUGCUCUGCACCCUCAUCUAACCAGGCCAUUUGUGAGUCUGGCGAGAGAGAAAAGCGUCCCAAGAAGAGGAGGCAGAAGAGUAAGUCCAUGGGGCAACAGGUGGUUGGAUUGCCCCCCACACCGUCCUCCCAGCCCCCUGUAAUUCUGUGGUUCAGGAGGGACUUGAGACUGUGCGAUAACCCGGCCAUCGUGCAAGCACUACAGGCCGGUGCUCCGGUCAUUCCGGUGUUCAUCUGGGCCCCAGCUGAAGAGGAAGGCCCUGGGAUCACUGUGGCUAUGGGAGGAGCCAGUCGGUUCUGGCUUCACCAUGCCCUGUCCUGUCUGCGCUCAGCACUGGAGCGCAUUGGGAGCAGCCUUCUCUUCCUCACAGCAGAUCAGUCCUCACUGCAGACUUUGCAAAGGCUACUGAAGGACACCGGCGCCAGGACGGUGGUGGCCAACGCCGUGUACGAGCCCUGGCUAAGGCAGAGGGACGAGCUGGUAUCAUCCAGCCUGCACAGAGACGGAGCAGAGCUCAGGAUGUGCCAUUCCUACUGCUUGCGAGACCCGUACAGCGUGAGCACCGUGGGGGUGGGGCUUCGAGGGAUUGGAUCUGUGUCCCACUUCGUGAGUUGCUGUACACAGAAUCCAGGGCCUCCUCUCGGAGCCCCACUGGACCCGCCCGUGUCUCUGCCCACACCUUCCUUUUGGCCCUCUGCUGAGCUUUUGGACACACUGGAGCUGGCAAAGAUGCCCCGUAGAAAGGAUGGAACAAUUAUUGACUGGGCAGUUAAUAUUCGUAGCUCUUGGGAUUUCAGUGAGGAGGGAGCACAUGCCCAGCUGCACGCCUUCCUUCAAGAUGGUGUGUACCGAUAUGAGAAGGAGUCGAGCAGAGCAGACUCCCCCAACACCAGCAGCCUGUCGCCGUACCUUCACUUUGGACAGCUGAGCCCACGUUGGCUUCUGUGGGACGCCAAAGGGGCAAAAUGUCGCCCCCUGAAGUUUCAGCGCAAACUGGCCUGGAGAGACCUGGCCUACUGGCAGCUCAGCCUGUUCCCCGACAUGCCCUGGGAAUCCCUCAGGCCGCCGUACAAGGCUUUGUGCUGGAGCACGGAGCGGGAACACCUGAAGGCAUGGCAGCGAGGCCGGACAGGGUACCCUUUAGUGGAUGCAGCCAUGAGGCAGCUGUGGCUGAGCGGCUGGAUGAACAACUACAUGAGGCAUGUGGUGGCCUCCUUCCUCAUCGCAUACCUGCACCUGCCUUGGCAGGAGGGCUACCGCUGGUUCCAGGACACGCUGGUGGACUCUGACGUGGCCAUAGACGCCAUGAUGUGGCAGAAUGGGGGCAUGUGUGGACUGGACCACUGGAACUUUGUGAUGCAUCCUGUGGAUGCAGCCAUGACCUGUGAUCCCUGUGGCUCGUAUGUGAGGCAGUGGUGCCCAGAGCUGAUUGAGUUGCCGAACGAGCUCAUCCACAAGCCCUGGAAGUGCCCUGCCUCUAUACUCAAACGGGCCGGCAUGGUGCUGGGCCAGACGUAUCCUGAGCGCAUCGUCACAGACCUAGAGGAGCGCAGGAGCCGCUCUUUGCAAGAUGUGGCCCGGGUCCGUCUACAGUUCCCUGAAUAUGUGGACAAGUCCAGCGGCUGUGACCUGGUCCCUUUACCUCCACGUUUGCUCUCUCAAACCCUGGGACGGCACUCGGAUGAUGUGCCCAGCGGCAAGGAAUUCCUCCUCCCUCUCAUCACGCGCAUGGAGUUCAAACACCAGCUUGACAAGCCGGACUGCGACUCGACUUCCAACCCCUACAACGCAGUCUUGAAAGGGUACGUGAGCCGGAAGAGGGAUGAGACCGUGGCCUUUCUGAACCAGAGGGACUUCACUGCUAGUGUGCUGAACGAGGGCACACAGAGGAGGGAGAGGAUGGAGCGCAAUCAGCGCAAAAUGGAGGGUCUGUCUGAGCCUCACCAGCCCAGGGGGAGAGCCAGACGAACCCCCACGGCUAAUGACAAGUUCUCUGUGGUGCCAGGAGGUGUUGUGAAGACACUGAGAUAG